Messenger RNA from Nothobranchius furzeri (turquoise killifish), 5183 nucleotides. It is a transcript of the gene abcb11a, whose product is annotated as ATP-binding cassette, sub-family B (MDR/TAP), member 11a. Gene Ontology annotation, cellular component: membrane. Gene Ontology annotation, molecular function: ATP binding; ABC-type oligopeptide transporter activity; ATP hydrolysis activity. Gene Ontology annotation, biological process: transmembrane transport. Lineage: Eukaryota; Metazoa; Chordata; Actinopteri; Cyprinodontiformes; Nothobranchiidae. The record is from RefSeq and is a predicted model, not a curated record.
GUGUGUCAUUAAUAGAACUUUGUGAAAAAAAUCCGAUAAUGUCAUCAGCUUUUAAAUGAAAGUCUUUGUCCACAACCCCCUCCUGACUGUUCCAUUAUCAGUCACCUUUACUGUCAAUAAUAACUGGUUGUAAAAAAGGGAGUAAACUGCAAAAGUAGAAAGUACUUUUUGUACUGGCAGGUACUAACCUCCAGUGCUUAGCUCAAUGAAACAACUGAAAUCGUUUAUUCUUUAUGCACAUUACCUAUGAGAUCCUGGUGUACAUGUGCAACACUAAAUCUAUGAGUGAAGAAUCACUAUCAGUGAUGAGUCCUAAAGAGAGACAGAGAGACAUUCCUGACCAAACUGAAUUGAUGUUGCGUUAUCUGAUUUAAUUAUUUCGUUUUCAGCCUUGACAAACUGUGGCAUCUCAGUUUUCUCCAGAUCAGUUGUUGUGUGUGCUUUUUCUUCUGCCCUUGGUCACAUUUGUUUAAAACAACUGCUGAUUGAUAAAAGUUAAGAUGUUUUAUUGACAGGAAGGCACCAAAACAUCCCCUUCAGGCCAUUCUGUGUUCUGAGACAACCCAUGAUCAAAAUCAAUGGCCUGGCGGUCAUUGCACUCACUUUACAAUCAUCAUUGAUAAGACAUGACUACAUUAAUUGAAAUAUUAUUAUUUUUUCUAAAGCUAAAUAAUGUUAGCAAAGUCCAUAAUCCUUCACAUAUUUCCCUUUCAUUAAAUCAGUCUGAACAAAUAACAAAAAAUGCAAAUAAACUGAGUUUAGAGGUUGAAAUUUGUUUUAAAUUUGCAGGCCGGUGGGAAUCACUGCUGACACAAUCCUUAUCAGCCUAAUUAGAGUGUAGAUAUAGGAACACAGGGGCAUAGGUCAACUUGGUAAUAGGACUGAAAUAUCCCAGUGGAGCCUUGCUGGUGGACACAGAGACACGUUCAGCUGCCUUUGAUAAACUCCUGCGGAAAACAUGAAAAAAUCCUUCAAACUUACAACACCAAUCUCAGAUAAAAAAGCAGACAUUGAAACUGGGUGUUUACGAAAUGAAAAGAAGAAAGAAAACACACUGAGUGUUGGAUACUUUCAGCUGUUUCGGUUUGCCACCUGCAAAGACAAGGCGAUGAUGGUGGUGGGCAGCUUGUGUGCCCUCGUCCACGGUGCCGCUGCUCCUCUCAUGCUGCUGGUGUACGGGAUGAUGACCAACACGUUUGUUGCUUACGAGCUGGAAGUCCAGGAGCUCAAAGAUCCAAACAAGGUGUGCAGAAACAACACAAUCUUUUGGACUAAUGACUCCAUAUAUGAAACUCCCGAAAACAGCACAGUUUUUUGCGGGGUGAACAUUGAAGCAGAGAUGACCAUGUUUGCAUAUUACUACAUUGGUAUUGGAUUAGGUGUGCUGGUUGUAAGUUAUUUUCAGAUCGUCUUCUGGGUGUCAGCAGCUGCAAGACAAACUCAACGAAUCCGAAAGACUUAUUUUCGAAAAGUUAUGCAAAUGGAGAUCGGAUGGUUUGACUGCAAUUCUGUGGGUGAACUGAAUACAAGGAUUUCUGAUGAUAUCAACAAGAUCAACAACGCCAUUGCUGAUCAGGUGUCCAUUUUCAUUGAGAGGGUCUCUACGUUUGUGUUUGGUUUCAUGGUUGGGUUCAUCGGUGGCUGGAAGCUGACUUUGGUGGUCAUAGCAGUGAGCCCUCUGAUCGGUAUAGCUGCUGGAUUAAUGGCCAUGGCAGUGGCCACACUAACAGGACGAGAGCUGAAGGCCUACGCAAAGGCAGGAGCUGUAGCCGAUGAGGUGCUGUCAUCCAUCAGAACAGUCGCUGCUUUUGGAGGGGAAGAAAAGGAAUCCGAACGGUAUGACAGAAACCUCAUCGAAGCUCAGAACUGGGGAGUGAAAAAGGGCUCAAUCAUCGGCGUAUUUCAGGGAUACCUGUGGUGCAUCAUCUUUCUGUGCUACGCUUUGGCCUUUUGGUACGGAUCUAAACUCGUCAUUGACACGAAGGAGCUGACUCCUGGAAGUCUUAUUCAGGUUUUCUUUGGAGUCCUCAUGGCGGCUAUGAACCUCGGUCAGGCCUCGCCGUGCCUGGAGGCUUUUGCCUCCGGCCGCGCAGCAGCAAAAACUAUUUUCGAAACAAUUGACCGGGAGCCAGAAAUUAAUUGUUUUUCAGAGGAUGGCUGUAAAUUAGACAAGGUCAAAGGUGACAUUGCGUUCCAUGAUGUCACCUUCUUUUACCCAUCUCGACCUGAAGUUAAGAUUUUAGAUAAUCUGAGUGUGAAGAUCAAAGCGGGAGAAACCACUGCCUUUGUUGGACCGAGCGGAUCUGGGAAAAGCACCACAAUCCAGCUCAUUCAGAGAUUUUAUGACCCAAAGGAAGGAACGGUGACUCUGGAUGGCCAUGACAUCCGAACCUUAAACAUUCAGUGGCUCCGUUCUCUCAUCGGUAUUGUGGAGCAAGAGCCAAUCCUGUUCUCCACAACCAUCGCUGAGAACAUCCGAUACGGUCGACAUGGAGUGAGCAUGGAGGACAUCAUCCAUGCAGCAAAGGAAGCCAACGCUUAUAAUUUCAUUAUGGAUCUUCCACAGAAAUUUGACACACUGGUGGGUGAAGGUGGAGGUCAGAUGAGUGGAGGACAGAAGCAGAGGAUCGCCAUUGCUCGCGCUCUCAUCCGAAACCCCAAGAUCCUGCUGCUGGACAUGGCCACAUCUGCACUGGAUAAUCAGAGUGAAGCUGUCGUCCAGGAAGCUCUGGAAAAGGUUCGAGCAGGCAGGACAACAAUCUCUAUAGCACACCGUCUUUCCACGAUCAGAAAUGCAGAUGUGAUUGUUGGUUUUGAGCAUGGGCAGGCUGUAGAGAGAGGGAAACACAAGGAGCUUCUGGAGAAACAAGGUGUCUACUUCACCCUCGUCACGCUGCAGAACCAAAGCUCUUCCAGCACAACUACAAAUGCGAUCAAUGAAAAACCUGAUGAUGAUUUUGAUUUCAAAGUGGAGAGUUUCAGGCGUGGCAGCGGCAGAUCCAGCAAAAGGAGCUCAAUUCGACUGCGAUCUCAGAGCAAACUGUCCAAUGAUUUGGUCCCAGACGCUUUAUCAGGCAGCCUCAGGAUCAGUGCGGAUGUGGGGAUCCCAUCAGCAGAUGCAUUGGAGGAUGAUGCAGAUGGAAAUGAAGAACGUGCCCCAGUGGUACGCAUCCUGAAGUACAACCAGCCAGAAUGGCCCUACAUGCUGCUGGGUUCACUGGGAGCUGCAGUCAAUGGCUCUGUUAACCCCAUCUACGCAAUCCUGUUCAGCCAGAUUCUUGGGACGUUUGCAAUCCGUGAUUUGGACAAACAGCGGAGGCAGAUCGACGGCAUCUGUGUGCUGUUUUGCAUCGUGGCCAUAAUUAGUUUCUUUUCACAGUUCCUGCAGGGGUAUGCUUUUGCCAAAUCUGGAGAACUGCUGACUCGCCGUCUGAGGAAAGUGGGCUUCCAGGCCAUGUUGAGACAGGAAGUAGGUUGGUUCGAUGACCCCAAAAACAGCCCUGGGGCUUUGACCACCAGACUGGCCACAGAUGCAUCCAUGGUGCAGGGGGCAACGGGUUCUCAGAUUGGCAUGAUAGUGAACUCAUUGACCAGCAUAGGAGCCUCAUUCAUCAUCGCCUUCUACUUCAGCUGGAAGCUAACCUUGGUAAUCUUGUGCUUCCUGCCUCUCAUUGGGCUGUCGGGUGUGUUCCAAGCCAAAAUGCUGACAGGUUUUGCAAACGAAGAUAAAAAGGCCAUGGAAGCAGCUGGCCGGGUGUCAAGUGAGGCUCUUGCCAACAUCAGGACCAUUGCAGGAUUGGCCAAAGAGAACUCGUUUGUGGAAUCGUACGAGCAAAAACUUGAGCUUCCAUAUAAAUCAGCGAAAAAGAGAGCCAACAUCUACGGGGUCUGCUUUGGUUUUGCUCAGUGUGUCAUCUUCAUGGCGUAUGCCGCUUCCUUUAGAUAUGGCGGGUACCUGGUCAGAGCGGAGGGGUUACAGUACAUGCUGGUGUUCAGAGUGAUUUCAGCCAUCGUGAUCAGCGGGACAGCACUAGGCAGAGCCUCGUCCUUCACUCCGGAUUACGCCAAAGCCAAAAUCGCCGCUGCUCAGUUUUUCAAACUGCUGGACAGAGUACCACAAAUCAGCACAGAUCGAUCAUGCGGACAAAAAUGGGAGAACUUCAAAGGAGAAAUCGAGUUCCUUAACUGCAAGUUUACCUACCCAACACGUCCAGAUGUUCAGGUACUGAACGGCCUGGUUGUUUCUGUGAAGCCUGGUCAGACUUUAGCAUUUGUUGGGAGCAGCGGCUGUGGGAAAAGCACCAGUGUCCAGUUGCUGGAAAGGUUCUACGAUCCAGAUCACGGGAAAGUGUUGAUCGAUGGCUACCCUUCUCAUGAUGUCAAUGUCCCCUUCCUGAGAUCUCAGAUCGGUAUUGUGUCUCAGGAGCCAGUCUUAUUCGACUGCAGCAUAGCGGAGAACAUUCAGUAUGGAGAUAACACACGCAGCAUCACCAUGGAGGAGGUGGUUGAGGCUGCCAAGAAAGCUCACCUCCAUGAAUUUGUGAUGACUCUUCCAGACAAAUACAAGACUCAGGUUGGCUCCCAGGGCUCCCAGCUCUCAAGAGGACAGAAACAACGCAUUGCCAUAGCCAGAGCCAUCGUCAGGAACCCCAAGAUCCUGCUGUUAGAUGAGGCUACCUCUGCUCUAGACACAGAGAGUGAGCAGACUGUUCAGUCUGCUCUGGAUGAGGCGAGAAAAGGACGAACCUGCAUCGUCAUCGCUCACCGGCUGUCAACCAUCCAGACCGCUGACAUCAUCGCGGUGAUGUCCCAGGGAGUGGUCAUAGAGCAGGGUACACACGAUAAACUCAUGGCGAAGAGGGGAGCCUAUUAUAAACUGGUCACAUCUGGAGCUCCAAUUAGCUGAAUGUACAACUUCAAUAAUUCAAAACCUAAUCUUCAAUUCUGAGUAAAUUUUGGAAAGCCAACUUGUAAAAUAAUGAAAAUAUCGUGGCGCAGAAUUUAAAAUUUUUUUUAUUUCAGCAGCAAAAGCAACAUGCAUCUCUGCAUUGUACGCACAAGAUCAGCAGUUUAUUUAUGUAGAUAUUGUUUUGAAGAAUUAGUUUCAUAGUCACAUGCUGUUUAAGCUAUUUAUUGCAAAUGUAUUUAUUUCUUUACAGCCCAAAAUAAAAUUUUUACUCACA